AUGGGUGCCAACCAGUCCAAGACCCCACUGCCAAACGAGAAGCUCGUUAUCGAGCGCCUCCGAGCAAUGGAGAUCAGAGACCAAUCCGACGACUAUGUCCAGGUCGACGAGAAAGCUGUUUUUGGAUCCGGCAAAAACUCCUUCAGGGCCCCAUGGACCGAAUUAUCUGUUUCCGAGGUCGCUCACUGGGAACACGAGCUUUUGCAAGAUCCCAAGAACAGACUCGCGCUCUCUGCCCUGAGCGCCGCAGACCCGAAUACGGUUUUGACAUCCCGAGCUACAACCAUCAAGGACCAGCAGAUUUUCAACAUCAAAAUUCCAUUCGAGGGGGCUCCCAUCACAAACCAGAGACAGUCCGGGCGAUGCUGGCUCUUCGCCUCCACGAACGUCUUCCGCGUUGCUCUGAUGAAGCGCCACAACCUGGAUAAGUUCGAGCUCUCUCAAGCAUACCUCUUCUUCUACGACAAGCUGGAGAAGGCCAACUUCUUUCUCGAGCAAAUCCUCGACACAACAAGCGACGACCUCGAUACUCGAACUAUCCAAACACUGAUGCAGAGCCCAGUUGGGGACGGAGGACAAUGGGAUAUGGUUUACAACUUGGUUCACAAGUACGGUCUUGUGCCUCAAGUUCUGUACCCUGACUCCCACAAUGCUCAGGCAUCUGGCUCUAUCAACAGCUUGCUGACCACCAAGCUGCGAGAGGAUGCUUUGCAACUGAGAGCACUCGCAACAUCUGGCACAAAGUCGGCGAGGGAGAUUUCGGCUGUCAAGGACAAGAUGAUACGGGAAGUCCAUCUCAUCUUGAUCCUCACAUUGGGACCCCCACCGUCUCCAACCACCGAGUUUACGUGGAACUACUUGGAUAAGAAUGGUGCCGCCCAGGUAUUGAAGACGACUCCCGUCGCGUUCUCCAAGGAGCUCUCAAGCCCCAAGUCGAUCCGGAUCACCAACUCUACCGUCCACGACAUGUUCUCCUUGGUCAACGACCCACGAAACGAGUACAACUCCCUUCUCACCGUCGACAGGCUCGGCAACAUCGUGGGUGGCCGUGGUAUCACAUACGUCAACGUCUCGAUGGAUAUCAUGAAGGAAGCCUGCAUCAAGAUGUUACAAGCCGGCCUUCCCAUCUUCUUCGGCUCUGAUGUCGGCAAGUACUCGAACGGUGCGUCUGGAAUCAUGGACACCUCCCUCGUCGACUAUGAACUCGGCUUCAACGUCCGAUUGGGAAUGUCCAAGGCUCAAAGAUUGAUGGUUGGCGAGAGUGCCAUGACCCACGCGAUGGUUCUCACUGCUGUGCACGUUGAGGAUGGCAAGAGCGUGAGAUGGCGCGUCCAGAACUCCUGGGGCGAAGGUGCUGGCACCGACGGCUGGUUCGUGAUGAGCGACAAGUGGAUGGACGAAUUUGUCUACCAAGCCGUUGUUGAGCCUCGCUUCGUGAGCAAGGAGACGCGAGCUAUCCUCGACUCGGAGCCAAAGGUUCUCCCGCUGUGGGACCCUAUGGGCGCCUUGGCUUAG
Drepanopeziza brunnea f. sp. 'multigermtubi' MB_m1 is the source of this 1515-nucleotide messenger RNA. RefSeq lists its product as uncharacterized. Lineage: Eukaryota; Fungi; Ascomycota; Leotiomycetes; Helotiales; Drepanopezizaceae. Gene Ontology annotation, biological process: L-homocysteine catabolic process; response to toxic substance; proteolysis. The record is from RefSeq and is a predicted model, not a curated record. Gene Ontology annotation, molecular function: cysteine-type aminopeptidase activity. Gene Ontology annotation, cellular component: cytoplasm.